CGCAUCCACACCUCCACACCUCGAUCCAUCAAGCACCGUGUGUGCUGAAGUAGUGGUCCUCGCACACGAUGAGCUGGUGGAUGAGAGGCAGGUACGGCCCAACUGAGGGGGGGAAGGCCUCACCGCCCUCCGCCUGGUCAUCGGCACCUGCUGCUGCGUCCUACAUAAACACACACACACAGAAAGACUUAGAGAGACAUGUCGUUGCGAUCAUUUGGGCUCACCCCGGCUUGCUGCAGGUAUCGAUACGCAGCCAAGAAGGCGUCGAGACCCACCUCCUACACACGCGCACAGAGAGAGAGACAUACACAGAAUACUCAGACAGAUGCAAAGACACCACACACCACACCACACCGAACGCAUAAGCGACGCUUGCCUGUUCCAAGUACAUCUUGAGGCUCUCAAUCCUGACCCCCAUGGUGUCCUGCUCUGAUGCUGCCACGCCCAAAGACGCCAACUCGCGGCCCAGAUGAGACAUCAGAUGGCCCUCACGGCCCCUCUCGGCCUCUGACGCGCCCUGUCGGUCGUGUCAUGGCACACGAAUGGAUGGAUGGAUCUGUCUGUGUGUGUGUGUUGGGAGGGGAGGGAGGAGGACAUCUACCUCUGGUGGCUGCUCCUGUGCUGCUGCUGCUGCUGCUGGCUCGGGAGGCUCGGAAGGUGCCUCUCCCGAGCGCAAGCCGUCGCUGAGAUGAGACACCGACCACCACAUUGCCCAUGGCUCAUCCCUCAUCCAUCCACUUACCGCAGUGUGGCGAUCAGCAGCUCCUCGUCUUGAUCGGUCCCCUCCUCCUCACCCCCCACAGCCACAGCCACAUCCACCUCCCCCUCUACACACAGCCAUAGGUCAUGUGUGUGACCAUUCAUUCUCUCCCUGACUGACCUUCGUCAAUGGUGAUGGCCCGUCUGCGGGGCUGUACCACCCCCAUCCCCACCGAGACCCCCUCUUCCUCUCUCGUGGUGGUGGUGGUGCUGCUGCCGGCCUCUGCUGACACGGAUCUCGCCAUACCCACUGGGUGCACCUGCAAGCAACCAUCCAAGCAAAACGACAGAAAUCCCCAGGGAGAGGCACCCUCAAUGACGCACCUGUCGAUGCACACGAAAGGACGGUGGGGGCAGGGCGGGGUGGCCACCGUCACCUUCUCCCGCUGCUGGUGGUGCUGGUAUUAUUGGCGCUGCUGGGGGUGACGGGGGCGGUCUCGGAGGCAGGGACGGCGCCGCUGCUGAUGAAGGUGUCUUCACCUCUACACCCUCCCCCCCUCCGUCCUGCUGCUGCUGUUGCUCUUUGGCUUUGAGCCUCCGUUGCUGGGCCAGAAAGUCCCUGAGUCCCUGCCUGUGCUCGUCCCUCUCGGCCUUCCUGUCUGGCCGGGGGGAGGGAGUGGAUGGGGCGGGAGAGGGGGCCUCCUGUGUGACAACAACAACAACAACAAGAAUGUGACAAAGAGUGUGGGAGAAGGAGAGAGACAGGGAGACGGACAUGUUAGGCGGGUACGGACCUGUUUGUGGUGGACCUUGGGGGCGGUCUCUCUGAUGUGCGCCUCGAUCUUCUGCCGCCGCGCCUCCGCUACGCGGAUCUUCUCCUACACAUACACAUACACAAACGCGCCUCGUCUCUCCCUCUCUCUCUCUCUCUCUCUCUCUGUCUCUGUCUCUCUCUGUGUGUGUGCGUGUGUUACGUGGUGGUAUUCCCUUCUGGCUUCCUCCAGCUCCGUCCACCGCCUCUUCUCUUCCUGCCGCUUCUUAUCCCUCUCCCUCACACCAUCCCUCCCACCCGCACCCUCUCUCGACGGCUGCUCGUCUGGAGCUGCACAGCGGUAGGGAUUGACGCACACGUCAGAAAAUCUCUCCAUCGCCAUUUUCAAGUGUAAUCAGAGAGAAAGUACCUGACCUGCCGGGGGUGUGGAGGGCUUGUUCUGCACAUCGCCCUGCCCCUGGUCUCCGCCAUGUCUGUCCUCGAGGACGCGGCGCUUGACGCUAUCGGCGAUGGCCAUCCUGUCGCGAAACUACACACACACACACACGCACACACACACACAGAGAGAGAGAGAGAGAGAGAUUUGGCCGAAGUCUUUUCUUGCCUAUAAGUCUAUAAGUAAAAACCUAUAAGUGCACGGGCUUGCUGACCUCUUGCACCAGAAACGGGUCUGCUGACGGCCCACCACCGGCAGCAGCAGCAGCGGCAGCAGCCGGCGGCUUCUGCUGCUGCUGCUGCGAAGGCGGCACCACCGCCCACCCACCACCCCCUCUCGGCCCACCACCUCCCCCACCACCGCCAGCCACCUUUCUGUCUCUCUCUUGGUGCCUGGCCGGUACAUGUCUCCUCGCUUCAGGCCUGUUCUGCGCGCCACCAAUGCCGGGCGAUGGAUCGCGUGAUACUCUGCGGUCUCUGCUUUCUGAUCGUGCCCUCUGUGGUGCUGGGGGUGGUGGUGGGACAGCUGCUGCUGCUGCUGCUGCUGCUGCAGGGGGGGAGGGAGAGGGGGCGGGGGAAGGGGAGGGUCUUUCUCUUUUGUCGUUUUUCUGCUCUCUCUGGGGGCUUUCUGGUGCUUGAGGCUUCUGUUGCGGUUGUAGCGGCGCCUGUCUGCCCUCCUCCUCUUCCAGGAAGGUCUUGAUCUGCUGCUGGAUGACCCCCCGGUUCAAUAUCGCCUAUCACCACACACAACACACAAAACAAGCCGCCACAACUUAUCCCAUUGAGAUGACGUUCUCUGGUCAAUGAGAAAUCCUAAGCGAAGAGACCUGAAUUGACGGCCUUUUCGCGGGGUCUUUCUGCAGCAUGUCGUCGACGAGCUGCCGUAUGUCAGGCGAGAAUGACUGUGAGAUGGGCGGGUAGUGGCCCUUGAGGAUCUUCAUGACGAGGCCCCGCAUGGAGUCGGCGUCGAAGGCGUGGCGGAGGGUGCAGCACUCGUAGAGCACACAGCCCAGACUGCGGGAAGCGAAGGAGAGAGAGAGAAAGGGAUACAUGUAUCCAUGUCUCUCUUCGUGUGUGUGUGUGUGUGUAUGUCUAUACCUCCUGAGGGACAUCACAUACACACACGGAGACAGACAGACAGACAGACAGACAGAGAACAGAGAGACAUUGCCAACAAUCCCUCUCUCUCUCUCUCUCUCUCUCUCUCCCUCACCAGAUGUCGCUCUUAUAAGAGUAAGGCCUCUCCUGACAUAUCUCCGGCGACAAGUAAUAAGGCGUCCCAAUCGCCGUUCUCGCGUAGUCCUGCGUGUGCUGCAACACUCGCGCUAUCCCAAAAUCUCCCAGCUUGAUCCGCUCGGCGCCGGGGCCCCUCCCGCCCUUGCCUGUCAGAAAAAUGUUCUGCGACGCAGGAGCCGCAGGACAUAGGACAUAUUUCGGCUUUGGUCUCGUUAAAGGCAUCACCCGGCCUUCACCUGUGAUUUGAGGUCUCGGUGAAGGAUGUGACGCUCGUGAACUGCAUGGAUGGGGGAAAAGUGUUUGUUUGUGGGAAGAAGGGUGAAGAUUGUUACUGACCGUGUUUGAGUGCGAGGCACAGCUGUGUGAACCAGCGAAUGAUGGUGCGUUCGGGGAAGGGGCGGUUCGUCUGCCUCUGGGCGGAGAUCUUCUUGUAGAGGUCCCCUCCUGCACACACACGCACACACACACACACACACACACAGAGAGAGAGAGAGAGAGGCGAGGCCUUUCUUAACACCGAUCCCCUCCCCUCCCGCCAUCUCAUCUCCUGACCUUCGCAGUAGUCCAUCACAAUGCACAGCUGGUCGUUCUCAAUGAAGCUCUCUCUAUACGUCACGACAUAAGGGUGCCGCAGCGAGCUCAUCACCUUGACCUCAUUCACGGCGUCCUUCUUUUGCUUGGCCUCCAUCCGCGAUAUGUCGAUGGUCUUGACGAUCAGGGAGCGGCCAUCCCUGUCAGUCACCAGCACGGCUGACCCGAAGGAGCCCUUGCCCACCACACGAACACGCUUGUAUUUGUGCAUCUUCAAGUUUGAAGUUG
Vitrella brassicaformis is the source of this 3961-nucleotide messenger RNA. Lineage: Eukaryota; Vitrellaceae. The record is from the annotation of a GenBank genome assembly.